Messenger RNA from Dermacentor albipictus, 919 nucleotides. RefSeq lists its product as uncharacterized. The record is from RefSeq and is a predicted model, not a curated record. Gene Ontology annotation, biological process: symbiont-mediated perturbation of host defenses. Gene Ontology annotation, molecular function: amine binding. NCBI's taxonomy places the organism in Eukaryota, Metazoa, Arthropoda, Arachnida, Ixodida, Ixodidae.
ACGGCAUUCCAAUGACAGGACGCCUCAACGUUGGCCGCUCUCAGUAUAUGCUCGACGACUCGCCCAUGUAGUCACCAGCCGUAAGUUUACUGACGCGCAGACUGCAGCGGAAAGUGGAUGCUGCUGAGCACAAGAAACACUCCAGCCGGUUCUUCAUCCCUUCAUCGCCCUUCUGGCAGCGAUGUCGUCCUUGGGGACAAUCGCACUGCUGGCUCUGGCCUCAUUCCAGUUGUUCCUCUUUCCUGCGUCGGCGCGUUCCUUCUGGAGACCUCACAAACACCACCAUGAGCCUCCCAACGCAUUCAAGACCGCAGAUUUUGGCUAUGGAUCAGUUUGCCGCGGCGGUAAGGGACGUAAAUCAAGACCCCAUGUUGAAAUGUCUGACAGCGACUCGAAUCGACCUCAACCUUGAAGUCCCGUCAGCGACCUUCCUGUGGUCAUUCAACAGAAAUGACAGCGCUACAAGAAAGAACGCCACGCUCCAUUUCACAAAAGGGCCAUCAAUCGACACUGCCAACAUAGUGGUGGACAAUGACACCGCUCAUCCGGAUGUUGUUCGCUACCUCUACGCCGACCACGCUGUGACGUGCGCCAUCAUGGAACUGCGCUACUUUGGCUAUCAAUGUACGCUCUGGGUUCGCAACACGACCAAGCACUCUGUUUCGAAGAAAUGCUUUAAGGCGCACGCCAAGCUCUGCGCAAAUGGUGUUUCGCUGUAUGACAAAAAUACCUGCGGAGACUUUUAAGCGUUGAGAAAUAAUGAAAAAGAUCGAAAAAAAACAUCGUACCCAGGUUCGAAACAUCAGCAGCGUGAGAAUCAAGUCCGAAGUAAACAAAAAUGUAUCAAAUGUGCGGACGGAUCGUCGUCCUUUUCCAUUUUGCUGCUCAUGUGAGCAGGACUGCGGAACUGAGAAAAAUA